This is a messenger RNA of Rubroshorea leprosula, 1594 nucleotides long. The record is from the annotation of a GenBank genome assembly. Lineage: Eukaryota; Viridiplantae; Streptophyta; Magnoliopsida; Malvales; Dipterocarpaceae.
GAAGGACUUGUCUCUCUCAAAAAAGUAUGUAUUAACAAUUGUCAUGAAUUAGAGCAUCUACCGAGUGGGCUCUCAUCUUGCACUGCUCUGGAGGAAUUGGAGCUAAAGAGAUGCUCUAAUUUGGUUUCUAUUCCUGAAGAAUUGAAACAGUUGCAGUCUCUUGUUGAGUUGUAUAUUUACAAUUGUCCAAAAUUGAAGUUUAUUCCAAGUCUAGAAGGACUUGUCUCUCUCAAAACAAUAUUUAUUUUCAAUUGGGAAGAAUUAGAGCGUCUACCGAGUGGGCUCUCAUCUUGCACUGCUCUGGAGAAAUUGCAAAUAUGGGCAUGCUUUAAUUUGGUUUCUAUUCCUGAAGAAUUGAAACAGUUGCAAUCUCUUGUUGAGUUGUGUAUUCGGCAUUGUCCAAAAUUAAGGAGCUUCCCAAAGGAGAUCUUGGGCUCUCUUGCCAGCCUGAAGGAAUUAGAGCUUGGCCCUUUCUCAGAAGAGCUGAAGGAAUUCCCAGAUUUGAGUUCCACUUCCUCCCUUGAAGUCUUGUGUUUGGAAGGAUGGGGGGAAUCGCUAACUCUGCCACAUCAAAUUCAUCGCCUCACUGCUCUCAGGAGGUUAACCAUCGAAAUCUUCAAUGGAGUGGAAGAAGUUUUAUUGGGAAACCUUUCUUGUCUUAAAACACUUAAAAUUCAAAAUUGUUGUCGGUUAAGGUGUCUAUCAGGUGGGCUGUCAUCUGUUGAGGAGCUGGAGAUAACAAAUUGCCCUAAUCUGGCCUCUUUCCAAGGAGAGUUGAAGGAAUUGCCUUCUCUAACCAUUGUAGGUUGUCCAAAAUUUGUGGGCUUCCUAGGGGAGAGUCCCAAGUCUGAGUUCCAUCCACGCCUCCCUUGAAGAUUUGACUCUGCGAGGAUGGGAAAAAUGUACUCAGCUCCCACAAAUUCAACACCUUACUGCUCUAAAGGAGUUGAGUAUAGGCAACUUCAGUGGAAUGGAAUCUUUGCCAGACUGGUUUAACGACUUGUCCUCCCUUCGACGACUUUAUAUUACGGACUGCCCAAACAAGUUAAAGGAAAGAUGCACCGAGGGAAGCGGUCCUGACUGGCACAAGAUUUCUCACAUUAAAUACAUCAGUAUAAAUAGGCAGUUGAUCCAAUUUAAACACUGAGGCAAAGAGGUUCGUCUUCUCUUUUUUUCUCACAACUGCACUUAUACGAAUUCCAACACCAAAAAGCAAAAUCUCUCUCCUCAUCCUCUAUCAAUUAAUUGGAUUGAUGCUGCUCCCUCCAUCGCUGUUGGGUGCUGCCAAUUAGUGUUAUCUCGUCAAAAUUAUUUGUUCUUUCUCUCAAACCAUAUAUAAAUUCAUGUUUUCUUUUUUCUCACUUUUGAUUCAUAUUCUUAUACUGCAUGUAGAUGUGAUUAAUUAUGAGUGAAUAAUCAAUGAGUUGAUGGAAUGAUGAUUUCUAGAAUUCUGAAUUGAAAUCCUACAAGCUUCAACGUUGUGGUAAUUAAUUCAUCGCUCUUCACUUGAUCAAUUUAACUUAUCUUACACAUUUGAGGAGUGUGAGCACAAGCAGAAUUUGAUUCAACAUGGAAAUGAACUGCUGCAUUUCUU